CAACGCCGCUUUAUGAUAUCACCUUCGUAUUCUUCUUCCACUUCCGUCAAACACGACUAUUAGUCUAUAGACUUGUCCAAAAAACCGUUUAUUCUCUCUUUCUUUACCGAUUUUCUCUCUUCUGCUAAAUUCUAUCAAUCACCUUCUUCUUCUUCUUCUUCUUCUUGUUCGCUAUGACGACUAUGGAAAGCUUAAUCGGCUUGGUUAACAGAAUCCAACAAGCUUGUACUAAACUCGGUGACUAUGGCGGUUCCGAUAGCAACAACACUUUCUCUUCUCUUUGGGAAGCUCUUCCUUCUGUCGCCGUCGUAGGUGGUCAGAGUUCAGGGAAAUCUUCAGUUUUGGAGAGUAUCGUUGGACGUGACUUUCUACCUAGAGGAUCAGGGAUUGUGACGAGGCGUCCAUUGGUGUUACAGCUUCAUAAGAUAGAAGAUGGUGAAAAAGAGUAUGCUGAGUUUCUUCACAGACCAGGAAGAAAGAUAACCGAUUUUGCGAUGGUACGCCAGGAAAUUCAAGACGAAACUGAUAGAAUUACGGGAAAGACAAAGCAAAUAUCUCCUAUUCCAAUUCAUCUUAGCAUUUAUUCUCCAAAUGUUGUCAACCUAACUUUGAUUGAUUUGCCGGGGUUGACUAAAGUUGCUGUAGAAGGACAGUCUGAGAGUAUUGUUGAAGAUAUUGAAAAUAUGGUUCGAUCUUUUAUUGAUAAGCCUAAUUGUAUCAUACUGGCUAUAUCUCCAGCCAACCAGGACAUUGCAACUUCUGAUGCCAUCAAAAUUUCCAGGGAAGUGGACCCCUCAGGUGAGAGGACAUUUGGCGUGCUGACAAAGCUGGAUUUGAUGGACAAAGGAACUAAUGCAUUGGAUGUCCUUGAAGGGAGAUCUUAUCGUCUGCAACAUCCUUGGGUCGGUGUAGUAAAUCGAUCUCAAGCAGAUAUCAACAAAAAUACUGAUAUGAUUGUUGCCAGGCGCAAGGAGGUUGAGUAUUUUGAAACCAGUCCUGACUAUGGCCACUUAGCCAGCAAAAUGGGUUCAGAGUACCUUGCAAAACUGCUCUCACAGCACUUGGAGUCAGUAAUUAGGGCACGGAUACCUAGUAUAACAUCUUUGAUAAACAAAAGCAUCGAAGAACUUGAAUCAGAGAUGGAUCAUCUUGGGAGACCAAUUGCUGUUGAUGCGGGGGCUCAACUAUACACCAUCCUUGAACUUUGCCGCAAAUUUGAACGUGUAUUCAAAGAGCAUUUAGAUGGAGGGCGGCCAGGAGGAGAUAGGAUAUACAAUGUGUUUGACAACCAGCUUCCUGCUGCUUUACGGAAGCUUCCGAUUGACAAACAUCUUUCUCUUCAGAAUGUGAAGAGAGUGGUGUCAGAGGCAGAUGGUUACCAGCCUCACUUAAUUGCCCCAGAGCAAGGUUACCGGAGACUGAUUGAAGGGACUCUCAGUUACUUUAGAGGCCCAGCCGAAGCUUCAGUUGAUGCAGUUCACUUUGUACUAAAAGAACUUGUGAGAAAAUCAAUAGGUGAAACUGAGGAAUUGAGACGUUUCCCUACCCUUCAAGCCGAAUUAGCUGCGGCUACAACUGAGGCUCUGGAGAGGUUCCGUGAUGAGAGUAAGAAGACAACUAUCCGGCUUGUGGAUAUGGAGGCUUCGUAUCUUACUGUGGAUUUCUUUCGUAGACUUCCUCAAGAAAUGGAGAAAGCUGGUAAUCCAGCUCAACCUACUAAUCCAUCUAAUCGGGGUAAUUCAGAUCAACCUACUAAUCCAUCUAACCGUGCCGGCAUAAAUGACGAUCGAUACGGUGAGGGGCAUUUUAGAAGGAUUGGAUCGAAUGUGUCAUCCUAUAUAGGUAUGGUGUCGGAGACACUCAGGGUCACUAUUCCAAAGGCCGUGGUUUAUUGUCAAGUCAGAGAAGCAAAACAGUCAUUGCUAAACUUUUUCUACACGCAAAUAGGAAAGAAAGAGGCUAAACAGCUAUCUGAUAUAUUAGAUGAAGACCCUACCGUGAUGGAGAGAAGGCAACAAUGUUUCAAAAGGCUUGAACUAUAUAAAGCAGCAAGGGAUGAAAUUGAUUCGGUUUCUUGGGUAAGAUGAGCUUGGUUGCUAUUUGACUGUCUUCAGUGGGUUGUAUGUAGCCUGUAGUUAUUGAUGGUGGGUUGAGUAGACCCAGAUUUGAUUUUUAUAGUUUGUAUUAUUUAGUUGCUAAGCCAUUUUUUUAUUUCUCAACUUAUAUGAUCACGUUAUUAUUUGUAUUGUCCGAAGAGUUGAUAUGUACGUAAGCAGCAGCACGGACCACUAACUAUUCAACUUUGAUCAAAAUUGAAAGUCACAUUUGCACAUUACAAUUCUGAA
Medicago truncatula (barrel medic) is the source of this 2345-nucleotide messenger RNA. RefSeq names its product dynamin-related protein 1E. NCBI's taxonomy places the organism in Eukaryota, Viridiplantae, Streptophyta, Magnoliopsida, Fabales, Fabaceae. Gene Ontology annotation, cellular component: cytoplasm; membrane; microtubule. The coding region runs from base 174 to 2087 and encodes 637 amino acids. The record is from RefSeq and is a predicted model, not a curated record. The transcript has 16 exons. Gene Ontology annotation, molecular function: microtubule binding; GTP binding; GTPase activity.